Molecule: messenger RNA, 7337 nt
Organism: Dreissena polymorpha
Lineage: Eukaryota; Metazoa; Mollusca; Bivalvia; Myida; Dreissenidae
Exons: 3
Coding region: 913-1869 (318 amino acids)
Source: RefSeq, a predicted model, not a curated record
AACACUGACUUAAAACUGCGUUGCGUUCGUUUAGAAAUUUAUUAUAUGGUUAUUUGAGCCUUUAUUAGUUCAUAUCGUGUUAAUACAUCGCGCUUUGUUAGAAUACUUGUGCUAAAUUGCCAAAGCCGGGACGUUCGCGUGCGAGUCCGGAAAAGAGGACUGAACAGUUUCGCGAGGUGCUUCCUUUGUUCCGCAAAAAAUAGAAAGCAAGAGAAAACGCAAAGCCUGUGAACAUAGCGGAAAGGUGUUUUCGAAGGCAUACAUCUUGCGCCACAUCAAAAGAUGCCAUAAGAUGGAGGAAAAAAUGACCGAUACUCAUGCUCUGUUUGUGGUCAAGAAUUCAAAGAAAGGUGGAUUUGCUCAAGGCAUGAGCAGAGUAUGCACUUCCAUGCAAAGCCUUUUAAAUGUACAGACUGCAGUAAAACUUAAACAUGAAUACCAACUGCACAUUAAUAUGAGGAAGAAUCAUGGAAAAGGACACCUCCUUUGAAUGUGACAAAUGUCAGAAAAGGUUUCAAAUAAAGUGCAAUUUCCAAAUUCAUCAGAAGGCUUGCAACAACCAGAACAACAGAAGAAGUUCAUCGCGCGUUUAAAAAAGCACUACAUUGACACGCUUAGUCACAGGUCCGUAUUGACAUUGAUGCCUAGCGGGGAUGAAUCCCUUAACAAAUUAUAUGCGGCGCCAUCAAUAUGCCGAAAAGCUGAAAACAGCGACGGAGAAAAAGAUACAGUUUCUACGUACAAAGAAAUAUUCUAUACGGGUGAAAAACUAAACAAGCGCAUAUUUUUGCAAGGUGAAGCUGGCAUGGGAAAGACUACAUUUGCCACUAAAUCGAUACUGGACUGGUGCAACCAAGUAGAAGCAUCAUCACUUCUACCUGAAAAAAGCCGUCAUUUCACGAUGCGAGCACGAUGCAGGAAUUUAAAUUAGCACUCUUUAUUUCAUUGAGAGAUUCUGCAAUUCAUCGCGAAGUGACAAAAAUGAUAGAAGAGCGAAUUAUCGACUUGGUGUAUGCAGUAACAGAACGUGAUGAGGCAUAUUUACUUCUAAGUAAACUAGUGCAAACAGAAAGAUGUUUGGUGGUACAAGACGGCUUAGACGAGUGGUGGGAUCCUGAAGGGAAGUUAGCUCAGCCUAUCUUAAUUUCCUGUUAUAGCCAGUGUACAAUUUUGACUACAACAAGGCCAUGGAAACUGACUGAUGAACGCAUUAAGAAAUCUCAAAUUGUCAGCUUAUUUGAGCUGAAAGGAAUCAGAUAUCCAUAUAUUCUCUGUAAAAACGUCCUGGACAGCUCUGGAGGUUUUACAUUAGAAACAUUUGAUGAUUUCCAAAAUUGUAUAGAAGAAAAUGGACUGGAUGAUAUACUGUUGUCACCAAUGUUGCUCUCGCUAAUUGUAUGUUCCUGGCUGGACGGACUACGAUUAACACGUUCAAUAUGCGAAGUCUAUAUUGUUUUAAUAGACGGACUUUUCAAGAAGGCGAGUGACGGGCAGAGCUAUUUUACACAGCCAACUUCACGGUGUUUUCAGAACACACGUUACUUUCAUCAAAAUAUGGAACAUUUUCUAGCCAUUUCCAAAACAGCAUUUUUAAUGAUGUUUUCAGCCGAGCUGGAGCAAUCUUUAGUAAUUAGUGAUCAACAAUUGGCGCAAUACCUGCCACAAGAACACAAAGAGUUUGCUCUUAAGACAGGUAUUCUUUCGGAAAGAAAAUCUAUCUGCAGAACCUAUCAAAGAUCAACGUGUUCAUUUAUUCAUAAAAGUAUGCAGGAUUUUUUUGCGGCUGUUCACAUAGCUUACAAUUCUGCUGAUCUUGGUUUCGUAUCUAGAUAUAUGACCGAACAUUCUGACGUAAUUUUUGGAAAUUAGAUAUUUAUUUUUUUAUGCGGAUUAAACAUUCAAGCAGGAAACAUGUUAUCGCGCAUAAUAUACAGCAUUGUUGAUAAGUGUGAUGCACAUGCAUUAGAGGUUGUUACAGAAUUAUACAUAUCGGGGUUUAUAGAAGUUCAACGGAAUGUUCAGAAUUUGAAUGAAAUUAAUCUUAAGCUCAGUGAAAUAUAUAGUACAGUAAAUGUCAAUAUGAAAGAUGCUUUAAGCAUCAUACGAAUGAACACGCCGAACGUGAAGCAUCUGACUCUAUCUUUUCCGUACACACAUAAUGGCGGCGUUGAUCAAGAGCGUCGGCUGGAUUUGUCUGCAUUUCUUUUUGAAAAUCUCAAGAUACUUGAAUUGUGUUGUGAGUGUAAUAUGCUGGACUUGACGAGUUGUCAUAGUUUGGGGAGUGUGUCACUUAGAGAUGGAAUAACGGUUCAUGGACUUUCAAAGCUGGAGAGUCUGAAGAUGAAGGAUUAUGUGUGUAAAGAAUUGGACUUAUCAUAUUGUCCCAAUCUAGAAACUAUAAAAGUGACUGUAAAUGAAUUAGGCGAUGAUAUCACACUAAUACCCAGUGCCCUUAAUGGACUAGCAAAACUAAAAAGGCUUAAGAUGAAGGACUGUGUGUUUGAAGAGAUGGACUUGUCAUCUUGUCUAAAUCUGGAAAGUAUCAUUAUUCGUGGAGGGGGCACACUUAAAGCUAAUGCCCUGCAUGGUCUUGCAACACUGAAUAACUUAGUGAUGGAAAUUCGUGGGUGUAAAGGUUUGGACUUAUCAUCGUGUCAGAAUUUAGAAAUUAUUGAUCUUCUUGGAGAGAUCAAACUAAAACCUACUGCCCUUCAUGGACUUACCACACUUACGAACCUUAAGAUGAAAUAGUGUGAGUGUAAAGGGUUGAACUUGUCAUCGUGUAACAAUCUAGAAACUAUUGAUCUAAGCGGAGAGAUAACACUGAUACAUACAGCCCUUUAUGGACUUUCAAAACUGAAGAGCCUAAGUAUGAACAAUUGUGGGUGUAAAGGGUUGGACCUAUCAUCUUGUCACAGUCUGAAAACUAUAUAUCUCCGUAGAAAGAUCACUCUUCUACCUACUGCCCUUCAGGGACUCAAUAAAUUAAAUGGAGGACUGUGGCUGUGAAAAGGUGAAAGAUUGAACCUCUCAUCCUGUCAUAAUCUGGACUUUAUAGAUGUGAAAGGAGACAUUACGAUUGAUUUCAGUGGCCUUACAAAACUGAGGCACCUAAGGAUUAAUUCUAGUAAUAGGCUUACAUUAAAAUGUAAUGACAUAUGUUCUCUUGAGAAUCUAAUAGAGCUUGAAUUGUGUGGGUGCAGAUGUGAGAUGUUAGACUUUUCUGCGCGUACAAAUCUUCGAACAAUACACAUCGAAGGAGAAAUCACGUUGCUCUCUAAGGGAUUUUCAAACCUUCAGCAGCUUGAGGAACUUGUAUUGAAUUGUUUCUAUGAUGGGUUAGAUAAGUCUGCUUGUUAUAAACUGUACAAGGUAAGAAUUUUCGGAACAAACUUUCUAACACCAAGCAGAAAACGUGCAGGAAUUGAUUUGUUUAAUUGUUUUUAUGAUGGCUUAAUGAUUUAUAGCAACGAUAAAUUUAAUGGUAAUAUCACAUUACUACCAAAUGGUUUAAAUCGAUUAACAAAAUUGAAGUAUCUUUAACUUCAUUGCAAAUGUAAAUCGUUAGAUUUGUCGUCAUGUGCGGAUCUAAGAAAAAUAAAACUAGGGUCAGAUAUUAUAUUGCUUUCUAGACAAAUGCCGAUACUUAAGUUGUUGAACUUUCUGAUAUUGUGUAACGAGUGUCAAGGACUGGAUGUGUCUUCGUAUCAGGAACUGUAUUUAUUGUUUAUUGGAGAGCAGGUGACUCUAUCUACAGAAGGGUUGCAUGCACCUGAUAAAUUAAAGUAUAUGUUCAUGUUUUGCAAAAGUGAUGGUUUGGAUGUGUCGUCUUGUAAAGAUCUCAUCUACUUAUUUAUUGGCAAACAAAAUUACAUCACACAAUUUGAUGCACACAAUCAUAAACAAAUUCGGCAUCUGAAAUUAUGCUGCAAAUGCGAAAGUUUUGACUUGUCAGAAUGCCAUAAACUAAGAACAUUGUUUCUCACUGAAUCGACGGCGGUGUCGAUAAGUUCAGAGUAUUAUCUAUGUCUGGAAGAAUUGUGCCUCAUGGAGCCAGUGCAGAUAUUACCAAAUUCACUACCAUACCGUCAUUGAAGGUAUUGAAGCAUUUAACUCUAGGAAGUAAGUUUAAAGACUUUGAUGUGUCGCUUUGAUGCAAAUCUUAAAACGCUAACUCUCAGUCAACCAGUUACAAUUUCACUUAACGUUCUUCAACAUCUUCCGAUGCUCCAGUGUCUCAUAGUUAAACCAGUCCCAUAUGUGUUUAAUUUGACUUACGAUUCAAAAGAUCUGAUGUCACGUAAUUCAAACGUGCUUCAUUUAAAUCAUUUAAAUCAUUUGGAUAAAGUAUUUGAAGACGGCAAUUAUCUCUCUACUCUAUAGGGUAAAACAUUUUGUUUUUUGAGUAAAGCGAUCAGGAUUCCCCCCUUGUGAAUUUCGAAGGAUGUCGGACCCAUUCGGGCUUUGCUUAGGAUAAAAAUGGGUGAAAUUAGAAAAUUUAAGUUAUUGAACGUUUAUUUGAAAGCGGGUGUCAAGUUAACGGUGUUGUUCGCUAUUUGUUUUACUACAUUGCAAAAAAUAAAAAUAAAGUAACAAUAAACGCAGGACUGACUAACAAUUUGUUUCAGAAAUAAAUACUGUAUUUCUUAUUAUUAAAUACAAACAAACACAUAACAACUGAUAAUUACCUACAAACAUCCAUUCGCCAGUUAACACGCUUCGCAUACUUUAUGUUCAACAUAAAUUUCUCUGAUACUGGCAAUUCCUUUGAGCUCGUGAAUCAUCUAAAUUUAGUUUAUUGACAACUAUUUUGAAAAUAACAUGAGUAUUGACACUUUGCUGGUAAAGUAAUAAUUACAAUGCACAUUCAAACAGCUAAACCAGGUAAUUAUAUCGAUAUUUCUGUAAACUGCACUGUUUUAAAUGAAGUAGAUAAAUACAGUGUAUGAUACUGCAUUGUAACUGCCGCUUAAGCGCAAUUUUCUACGCCUCGCCAAUUGUCUCAGGUGUAAUCAGUGUCACCCGUUAACGGAAUAUAUAGGCUUGGACAAUGAAGUGACCCCAUCAUAUGGCUUCGCGAGCUUUUUAAAGAAGCGAACCCCACCUGUUGGCAUAAGUGUCUUUACAGUGUAUUGUUGAAAAUAUUAAACACGUCAAUUAGCUAAUUAAAGCAUGUAGCUGGCAUUUUGGGUUGUUUCCAGACGACAAUUGAAUGGAAGGGAUGGCUUGCAUCGACACGCCAUACUGGCCAGGGAACACUGACAGCAAUACUACUGUAACGGUUGAUUCAAACAACGCAUGUAUGUUUUGAAUAGAUCCAUGAUAAGUAUUACUGCUUAACAAUAUGAACAAAUUUAGCAAUACUACUAAAGUAUAUACAUUCAAUUGAUUCUUUAACAUGUAUUGUUGUUUUUCUUCUAAAAAUGAAUUUUGUUUUGAUUUCUUCAAUUGAAUGUUUGUUAUUUGUUUACGUUAUAUCGACUGUUCAUACUGUAUGUAAUGUUAUUUGUUAAAUAUUAGUUUCUUGACAAUAUUUAAUAUACUAUUAUUUCUAAGAGGCAAAUUGCGGAAUUGGACGCAGCAAUGUUUAGAUGUUUCUUUUCUGUCAUGUCUGUUUGCCAUUUAACAUAUCCCUCUAGUUUUUCGUUAUAUUCAAAUGCGCAUGUUAAAUUAUUUAAGUAGAUGUAUAUUUGAACUGAAAUUAAGUUAACAUAUAACCUCGUUUUUUUGUUUUGUAUAUAUUAAGACAUUUAAACAAUUUAUAUUGCAUGGACGUAUAUUUAUCUUUCAUAAAACAACUGCAGAAACAUCCUCAGCGAUAUCAAAAACGCGUUUAGUUAACUUUAUAUUUCAUGAUUAAUUCAAUUUACUCAAACUAAAUUUAAUUUUAACUUAAGAUGAACAUUGCUAAACAUAAAUGUACAUUCAGAAACCAAUCAUCCACAAAAUUUAUUUCAGAAUUUAACGAGAAUUAUACAUAACACAAAUGUUUUUUCAUGUACUUAUACAUUUGCAAAUAGUCAACCUUUAUAAACUUUGUUAAUGCAAUUAUACUUUAAGAUAAAAUAUGAUAUAUUUAUUUAAUGGAUUGAAAUCAGUCGGUAACAAUAUUGAUUGCUAUUGUUUUUACCCUAGCAUCAGUUGUUUGAAAGGUUUCGUUUACUUCACUUGCUACUAUUUGUAUUGAUAAAAGAUAUCGGGAAUUUUAAAGUUUUUGUGUAAUCGUCUUUAUCAAUUCAGUCUGUACCUUUUCAAGUAGUCAUAUUUUAACUUUUGUUUAAAUGUUUAUUUUUUAAUAGAAAAGGCAAAUUAUUGUCUUCACAUAUUUAUAUCAUUCAACAUUUGUCUGCAUGAAAUGUCUUUGUAUCACGUUGCUUAGCUUAAUCACUGUCCAGAACGAACUGAUAAAGCCAGAAUUUAUAUUUUCAAUCUACCUUUCUCUGUCAAAGGCUAUACAUUAUUUUGAAGAAUUCGAUUUCAAUACUUUAUAAUAGCAUUAAUAGCAGUACGUUGGUAUUAUUCGUCAACACGCCAUUGCUCACUGGUGCUUUAUUGGUAUGUUAAUCGAUAGUAGACCGCCCAUUUUAGUACCAUAUUCAGUGUGUAAUAAACUGUACGUUCGUUUUCACCUACAUUCUCCUUAAUUAAUUAAGUCAGUGUGUGUUACUAUAGUUUAAUAUCACAAACGUGUUUUUAUUUAUUGCAUGUGUAUAUUGUAUGUAAUAAAAUAUAUGAACUGGUUAUCAUUUAUGUAAACCUGAUUAAGUUUUAAUUCUUCAUAUGUAAUUGCUAUAUACCAUUUGUAAUUGUGUAAUUAUGCCUUCAUGUACAAUUGCACAUUCAUACUUCUUUUCAGUUGACGUUUUUUUUUGUUACUCGCAUGCAUUACGUAUCUAAUAGUGUUUUAUGUGUAAUUUCUUUGUAUGUAAGGUGCAACUGAAUUAAUUUGGCCAAACAACACUUAAACGUUACCUCUGUUUUGUUAUAUUUGCUUUUACUGACAAUAAUAAUAACAGUUAAGGUGUUUAACAGUUGAAUAUAGGGGCCGUGCAAAAAUCACCAAUUACAGACUUUUCAAAUGCAGUAAGAAUAUGUUUAUUAAAGGAAUGCUGGUAUUAUCCACAAACUAUGAGAAUCUUCACGGAACAAUCACAAUUAACGGCAAUUAACGGCCGAUAACGUUUCCUGAUUAAUCCAUCAAAGAAAUAAUUGCACCUCCGAUUUUUGAAUACAGAAUGGCCGUGAUGUUCAUAUGCGCUCACCAGAUAUAAAUUAUUAAAGAAAUAACUCGGUAAGUUGGUUUGAAAAAGAGUUCCUUAUGAAGCAGUUUUCAAUUA